Plasmodium gonderi is the source of this 1152-nucleotide messenger RNA. Its product is annotated as variable surface protein. Bases 1 to 1152 code for a protein of 383 amino acids. The transcript is spliced from 3 exons. The record is from RefSeq and is a predicted model, not a curated record. NCBI's taxonomy places the organism in Eukaryota, Apicomplexa, Aconoidasida, Haemosporida, Plasmodiidae.
AUGGGAGCUCGGUUAGGGGUAAGUUUUUUAAAUAAUGAUGAUGAACUUAAUAAAUUACCUUCAAAAAAAAAGUAUACUAAUUUCAAUAAUGGUCAUGUGGGUUGUAACCAUGUAUAUUUUUACGAACUUGUAAAAUCUCAUCUAAAACAAGAGGAAUGGAAGAAGGAUGUUUCUAACGAAAUACUUAAGGCCUUAUGUUAUGUAUAUAAUACAUAUAAUCAAGGGAAUUUUAAUAGUGAUGAUUGUUAUUAUCUCUACCAUUGGUUAAAUGAUAUAAUAUAUAAUAAUAUAACAUAUCAAUUACAUUAUAUAAGUGUUAUAACAGUACUUGAGUUUUUACUAAAAAGUAAUGAAGGUUUUAAUAUAUGUGACUAUAAGGAAUAUAAUAUCAAUAACGAAAAUUAUAGGAAUAUUAAGAAAUUAUUUGAUUUUUCGAAAGACUAUGAUGAUCUUGCAAAAUAUUUUAGUACAGGUCAGAAAAUUUGUAAUAGUGACUUUAAAAAUUAUCUGGAUGAACAUAUCAGAAUUUAUAACGAGUUCAAAAACAAGUGUAAAAAUUUAAUGAGUGAUAAUGCGACUUGUAUAUUUUUUCAUAAGUAUUUUCAAGGUAAGACUGAAAAAGACUUAACUAAAUGGAAAUUCACAUUAGAAGGAAGUAGUCAUAUUUAUGCAGCACAAGAAGAAAAACAUACAAUAUUAGGACAAUCAAAUGAAGAAGGAGUAAAAACACUACAGAUACAUGCACUUAUAAAAUCAGAUAAGGAAAAAACAGCACUUGAAAAUGUAAAUCAAAGUGCAUAUAUUAAUGCAGAUAAAGAAGAUUUAAAUCAUCAACUAUUGGGUCAUUCUCUUUUCACAAUAGAAAGACCAAUAUUAAGUGCCAUUAUUGAUAAUUCAGGUACUCCUUCAGAUUCAACCUCAAAAAGUAUGGUAAUCCCAGCUUUAGGUAUAGGUUUUUCCAUUUUUUCUAUUAUAUUGUGCAAAGUAAUUAUUAAUUUUACUCCAGUUGGAUAUUGGUUAAAAAAAGCAUUACUAGGAAAAUCUAAAAGCAAACGUAAUAUUAUGAUGGAUAGGAAUAUAAUAGAAGAUUAUUCUAUUCCAGAAGUUUUAGAUUCACCGAGAAGACUUAAUAUAAUAUACAGAAAUAUAUAA